Messenger RNA from Xyrichtys novacula (pearly razorfish), 11416 nucleotides. The record is from the annotation of a GenBank genome assembly. NCBI's taxonomy places the organism in Eukaryota, Metazoa, Chordata, Actinopteri, Labriformes, Labridae.
ACCUAAAGGAGGAUGCUUUUCCGCCUCUGGGGGCCUCCCCUUCCUGCGCUCCCAUUGGCCCGCGGUGCGCUUCAGCCGCGUUGACGUCAGACUCAGCCGCCCCUGCAGCGCUGAAUGGACCUCGGAGCCUGUCUGAUUCACUCCAAACCUGCUCGGCACGGCACGGACAUCACCCCGGGAAUAGAGACAUAACAGGGGACAGAGGGAGCUGCUGUAGAAAGAGGGAGAAAGAGAGGGAGAGGAAGAGAGAGAGAGAGAGAGAGAGGCCUCAACACCAGAAGAAAGACACCCUCAUUUUUUUUCUGCACAAGACUGGACGGGGGAGUGCGCCCACCGUGUUGCGGGUGUAUGCGCGUGCGUUUGUGUCCCGGUUUGGAUCACGAUGAUGCAAAGUGCGGCGGUCCUACCGACAGAGAGUCCUGUUAAGAGUUUACCUGAGAUUCUCGGAGUGCCACUGCAACGUAAGACAUCUUUUACUUCCCUCCUUUAUUUUCCCUGUGGUUUAUGAUUCCGGAUAAAGACAUUGGCGCGUACAUCCUGUGCUGCAGGGUUCUUCUGUAUGUGGAGAGGGUUUGGGAAGAGUAACCCGGCCAAAGAGGAGGAAAGGAAAGGAAAGGAUAGGAGGACGGGGCUCCUAGCUAUAGACUGUCACGUACAGGCCACUGAUGUGUCAUGCGGAUUCUAUAUUUUAGGACAGAAAAACGUCAAAUUCAUAGAGAUAUUUGGUCUAAAAGUAAGAGGUGUCAAUCUAAUCUUUGCAUUUUCAAACAUCUGGAGACUAUAUUCUGCUUUAGCGCGCACAGGAUGACAGACAAUGAAUGCUAUCCUUUAAAAAAAGUAAAUAAAAUAGAUCAAAUGUAAGGCAUCAGCAGGUUUUCCUUCCUUAGGUUGUUGGACUUCUAUCGAGCCUUCAGGCAGCUGUGAAUUUGUAAACGAGCAUCGUGGUCAAGAGAUCAGACACAGUUGUCAUCAGCCAUCCGACAAACACACUUUGACUUUGACUGACAUCAUUACACACUCCAAGAAGUGCCAGAAACACUUGGUUUUUGUUUGUCUCUGGAGAAAGGCCCAGACAUCAGUUUAUUACAUUGAUCAGAUCUAUAAUUCAAGACGGUUUGAGUGUUUUUGAUAGUUCAGGCUCAUGAUAAUGCAAAAUAAGAUCAGAUGUUUAUUAGUAUUUUCAUCCACACUAAAGGCGAGAAUCUCCCUGAGAAGUGUUGGUCCGGCGUGUUAAUCUGUGGCAGGCCUUUUAUAAUCUGAUCGUGCUGUCAAGAUUAAACUGCAACGGGAUACAUGUCUGCUUUGACCUCAUUUACAAGAAUCACUAAACUGUACAGAAAAAAAAAAAAAUCAGCAAAAUUGGAGAUAAUAAUAUUUUUGGCAUCAAAAGACGAAGAAUAAAAGAUGAAGCUUUUCUGCUCAAUUAACCCUUCAAUACGAAUUAUAACAAAUAUUAUUUUAAUUUUACAAUACUGCAGCUGUAAAUAAUAAGGGCAACACUAAAGCAAAACCAUCUGAUCCAAAUUUUAAUCCCCAAAACCUUCUUCGGUUUGUCUCAAGGAAAAAUGGUCUAAGUGUGCUCGGUUUAUGCUCUUUAAUUUCAAAACCCAGAUUAAAAGAUUGGAUAAGGAUCCUGCCACUCAGCCUUCCUCCCCCUGGAUUUAAAUCUGGAUUAUAAAAGCAGCAGAUAAUUCAUCCAAACAUAUUUUAGUAUAUCCUGGACAGAGUUCUCUGCUGACUCAGGGCAAUUACAUCCAAACCUUAACCUGUGGGCUGUUAGUCUGCGAGACAAAGUGUUUACUUCACGUUUAAUUACCACAAAUCAUUGGACAAUUGGAAGCAUGAGAGGCUGCCAGAGUGCAAUCCUUCUUCUAUAAGAAAAAAAAAAUAACAAGAGAGCCUGUUAGAGCUGUUAAGCAGCUGGACUUGAAUCUCUUUCACUUAAGGAUUGAAAUGAGGUGAUGAGACUGAGUGUUAUGAGGAGAGAGAGAGAGAGAGAGAGGAAACAACAGAUACAGAGAUAUGAGGAGGAGGCACGAGGAGGGUUACUCUGCAUCUCUCUCUGACACACACACACAGAAAGAGAGAGAGAGAGAGAGAGAGAGAGAGAGAGACUGCACACACACACAGUAGCUGGACGCUCGGUCGUUGCCAAACUCGUGCUGCUUUCCUUUCAGCACUACUUCAUCCACACACACACACACACACACACACACACACACACACACACACACACACACACACACACACACACACACACACACACACACAGUGAUCGUCAGAUUUAAAAACAGCUGUACUUUGAUAAAAAAAAAGUAAAGUAAAUAAACAAAAUUCAAGCCCAAUCUUACAAAAAGAUAAAUAAAAAAAAUUAUGAUAAUAAUAAAAAAUAUCCCACUUACCGGCACAAAUAAAAAAAAAUAUUUUAAUAAAUUGUAUUAAAUUCUCACGUUAAGUGAUUAAAAAGACGUCCUACUUAUAUGUGUAGACAUGCUGAAUCACUGAAUUUCUUCCGUGAAAACGAAUCUAAUUUAAUAGAUUCCUUACUUGAGUUUACCUCUUCAUUUAAUAACCUUAGUACAACACUAUCACAGAUAAACCAGCAUAAUAUCUUUAUAUUACUAAUUUAUAAUCUAAUCUUUUUACCACUUCAAAAUCAGGUCAUCCUGAACCCACGUGGGCACGCUGCUUUACAACUUUACGCACGUUUCCUCCUGAAAUAUUGGCAUAGGCCUUUAUAAUGGUUUUGUGCUGCUGUUCAUUUUUCAUGUUUUAUUUUUGCUCGUGAGAACAUGCAUGUGUGUGUGUGUGCACGUGUGUGUCUCAGUCUGUCCACUUCUUCAUAUUGAUUUUUCAUUAUCGGAUAUCAUGUGGACGUUUGAGUAAGAGAGGCCGACAAAGAAAAUAAAGGAUAGCUUAAUUUCACGGUAUUUGCAGGAUAAGAUGAAACGCAAAGAUGAUGGCGUUUGCUGUCGGUUUUUAGAUCGGGCCGUUUUACGUCAAUCACCUAGCUCUUUGUUUAAUAUAAUGGAGCAGUUAAAUGGAGCAGUAUAUAUACAGUUAUCAUCUUGAUUUGUUUUCACAUUAUAGGUUAUUGAAAAAUGGGCUAAAACGUGGCUAUUAAUUCAGACUAAUCCCAAAAUCUGUUAUUGUGUUUUUAAUCGAUGGGUGUCAUAGUUUGGUGAUAAAAGGAAACUAAUGAUGGUAUUUCUGUGAACCUUGUUUGUGUUCUUCACAAUGAAGUCUAAUCUCGUCUUGAACCUAGUUUACAGGUUAGCAGUGUACCAACCCAAAAUGGAGAAACGACCAGGCAUGAAUGAACAGAGCAGUAGAAAAGAGAGUGUAUACGGGUUACAGAAAUGGAAAAACAAUACAAGUCUAUAUCAGCUCCAAGUUCAGCACCACAGACAGUGACGGACUAUUUCACUAUUUCACACAGCACACCAAACAAAGCAAAGCUUUCAUAGCCGAAUUAAAUCCCUGAACAAAGAAAGCAAAAUAAAACUCAACCUUCUACGCUACUACUUAAUAAAAAAAUAUUAAGGCAUUAUGGGAAAAAACGGUCAAAUAUACCAUCCCAGACAAAAAAGGACGCAUUACCAAAUAGACGUUGAAAGGACAGUUCGGGUCAAGCAUUUUCUACAACAUCAUAUCGUAUCUUAUUUUUCUUGAUUUUAAGAGUGCAACAAUAAUUUUCCUCAAACCUAUCAUAAACUUAAAAAAAAUAUAUACAGUCAACGUGUCUUCUCUUUUAUUUUUCCUGACUAAACUGUAAACUGAGGCGUGAUCGUGUUCAAAAUCAGUGGUGAUCAAGUGCACACUGUGACUGAAUUCAUCCUCUUCGCUUCCGUAUCGGUGUGGACUACAAAAUCGUCUUAUUUCGUCUAUAAUAGGAAAGAGCUCUGUUAUGAAACACGAGGCCUAUUUCUGAGGACAUGAGGUGUGGUAUAAAGGCUGUGCCCAUCUGACCUGGUGCUCUCCUGUCCACUGUCCCCGCAGAGAUCCCUCAGUGUGCCGGCUGCAGUCAGCACAUCCUGGACAAGUUCAUCCUGAAGGUGCUGGACAGACACUGGCACUCCAAGUGCCUCAAGUGCGCCGACUGUCAGACCCCGCUGGCCGAUAAAUGUUUCUCCAGGGCCGGAAGCGUCUACUGCAAAGAGGAUUUCUUCAAGUCAGUGCACUUUUUCUGCUUCGCUUUCUAAUUCCCUCUGUCUCGAUUACCCUUUCCCCCAUUUCUUUCUUUCUUUCUUUCUUUCUUUCUUUCUUUCUUUCUUUCUUUCUUUCUUUCUUGCAGCGAUGUUAAUUGUGAUAGAAAUAGACUACAUGACUAAUAUUGAUGGUUUGCUCCAUAAAUCACUUCCAAUUUAGGUUCUGUCAGCUCGAGCUUCAUCUUCACAGUGGGUUAGAAAAUAAAGAACAUGAAAUAAAAUAGGAAUAAAACAUUUAAAGAAAUGAUCUAAUAUAUUAAUUAUUAGCCUGAGUGUUUUUGGGAGUUUUUUUUUCGUAAAGCUUUUACUAAGUCUAUUAUUAUUAUUAUUAUUAUUAUUAUUAUUAUUAUUAUUACUACUACUACAACGAUUAUUAUUAUUAUUAUUAUUAUUAUUAUUAUUAAUAAUAAUACUUUCAUCAUUAUCAUCAUUUUUCUUAUUAUUAUAAUUACUAUUAUCAUUUUUAUUAUUUUUGUUGUGGCGGUAAUGUUGUCACAGAGGGUAAUUUUGGAUAAACUUUUCCCACAUUUAAUAAGAUUUUUUUUUUUUAAUUCUGAAUUGAAAUAGGAUUAGUUAUAAGAGCAAGUUAACAUCUUGUUGCCUGUAUUGAAGUGGUCGGUUCUAUGGGUUGCAUCUACCUGUUUGUAUUCUAUUUCAAACACCUGGACUCAUUCUAAAGUCUUUACUCUUGUAUUUAAUUAAUGCAUUAGCUUAUGCUACUUAAAAAACUAAUUUCAUGCCUGAAUCUGAAUUCUCACAGGCUGUUAUUGUUUUUUUGGCAACAUCAUAAGAGAGCAAAAAAGAGCUCAAUAAGCCCCUUUCUAUUUUUUUUAUAUUUUGCACUUUCUUUCCUCUUUUCUUUCUGUCUUUCUUUCUUGCGGUUGGAUCUCGUAAGCAUUACAGAACAAAAUUGAGUUUGACUUUUAUCCAAAACAGGAUCAGCAGAUCUGGGCUUUUUCCUAAAUCAUGUUUGAAAGGUUUUAAUGCUCAAAGCCUGAAUGGGACCUAAAGAGCUCUGCAGUCUCACUGGGGUCUAACUCUGUUAGGUGACCCAGGGGACAGGGGGGUGGGGGGGUUUGGCGUUUGCAUGUUCGAGAUGUAGUGGGGGGAACAUGUGCGUCUGGAGAACACACACACACAAAUGCUUGAACACAGAAAAGGAUGGAUGCAGAGAGAUUCAGUGGCGUGUGCUUCCCAGCAGUGAUUUGGAAGCCUCACCUUGCUCUUUUUAUUUCUGUGCGUUGGCUGUGUGAUUUAAAGCCUCUCCUGAGUCAGUGUUUUAUUGGUUCUCCUCAGGGUGUGUUUACUGUGAGCACUCCUCCUCCUCCUCCUCCUCUUUCUCUUCUUCUUCUUCCUCUUUCUCCUCUUCUCUAGCUCUCAGUGCUCCAUCUGAAAACACAUAAACAUGCAAACAUGCACACACUCGCAAAGACACACACCGCGCACAGUGCAUUGAUCCUCUCCAUCCAUCAGCCUCAGACAGGUCUAUCAUUAACAGAAAUGCAUUCCAGUGCUGAUUUUACCCUCUACAACAGCUGGAGCUCAGACUAUUAAUACAGACACUGUGCCAUCAUUCUUGGCUGCAGCUGAAGAAAUGGCUGUCUAGCAUGUGAAUUUUUAAUCUGGGCUGGUCUCACCAUCUCCAUCAGGCUGUAAAAUGGCUUUAAAGAGGAGACGGAUGUCAGUCAACCCCGCUUGUGUUAGCAUUAAACCGUCUGAUGGCAGUUCUUGUCUUUUUUUUGUUCUUCUGCAGGCGAUUUGGAACAAAAUGUGCGUCGUGCCAGCAGGGGAUCCCUCCCACACAGGUAGUGCGGAAGGCGCAGGACUUUGUGUAUCACCUGCACUGCUUCGCCUGCAUCAUGUGCAGCCGGCAGUUGGCCACAGGGGAUGAGUUUUACCUCAUGGAGGAUGGGAGGCUGGUGUGCAAGGUGGAUUAUGAGACGGCCAAACAGAACGGUAGGCCUGCAUGCAUGUCAAAGGAAAAUAAUAUCAAUUUACUUUUAAAGGAAGACAUCCAUGACCUGAAAAUAAUUUGUUUUUAUCCGUGCGGUCUGUCACAGUCUGUGUGAUUCAGUGCUGUGGCUUUACCUGUGUGUCAGAUUCACAGUGGACGAUAUGACAGCUCUGUGAACUGUAUAAUGCAGCGAAAUGACUCCUGACUGUGGAUCUAUGUUGUUUGUCGUCUGGGUGGGGAUGCUGCCUCUCUCCCUCUCCUCUGAGGUUUCCAUGAAUCUCUGAUUGGUUAUGUAAAGCAAUGCAUUGCUCUUUUACAGUGCAGCCCCAAUAACUCGGCUCCUCUGGCAUUUGAGCUGAGUAGAUUUAUGUCCUCUGCUGUGGGAGAGAGAAAGAUGCACAAGGACAAUAAUCUGCUUCCAUAUGUGACCGUUCACUUCAUUUAACAUGCAUGUAUUCAACACAAAAGGCCGUAGGAGGACUACCUGGUAAAACAACGUGACAAAUGUAGAAGGAAGUCACUCACACUUGUUGAUGGUGAUGUUUUUCAGACGACUCAGAGGCGGGGACCAAGCGACCGAGGACCACCAUCACAGCCAAGCAGUUAGAGACUCUCAAAAGUGCCUACAAAAACUCACCCAAGCCGGCUCGCCACGUCAGAGAGCAGCUGUCCUCAGAGACGGGACUGGACAUGAGAGUAGUGCAGGUGCAGAGUUUUUACUUUCUCCAGAUGGUUUCAGGUGUCUUUUUUCAGAGAUCUGCACCAAACACAGCAGCUCCGUUAUUCAUCCUGAUUUCAGCUUCUUUAAAACUAGCUCACAUCUGUUAUUAUUAAGCAGCCUUGUUAAUGUAAUGUUGGUAAUUAGGCCUUUAUUUUUUAAGGUUUUUAGGCUUUAGGGUAGCAUCCUCAAAUUGGACUGUGUUUGAUCAAAAAGAGGAUACAAGGAUGGGCGUUAAAUAAAUCUAAAUCUAAUGAAUUGUUCAUAUGUUUGCUUUCAUAAAAGGACUUGACUGUAGUUAUGUGAAUUUCCCAGUUUGGGAUCAAUAAAGUAUAUCUAUCUAUCUAUCUAACGCCCCUUUAAUUCUCUUUGAUCAACUUAAACCUUCUUAUUAUAAAGUGUGAAUCUUUUUGUGGUACUAUUUUGAGUAGUCUUCACUUUUUAUGAUCGUACACCAAGCUGGUCAUGAUGCUUCAUGUGUCAAAGGCUUUUAAGUGAAUGAUAAAUUCUUAUUUUGAAUCAAACACAGUGGAUCAAAGAGAUGAACACCUAAAAAAAAAAGUUUUGAAUGAAUGAAACUAAACAUAAAAAAAUGCUGUUAUGAUCAUUAUCUUUGUCCUUCUUAUCGUUAUGAAGCUUAACUUUAUCUUGUUUAUCAUCUCCAUCAGGUUUGGUUCCAGAACCGACGAGCGAAGGAAAAGCGUCUAAAGAAGGAUGCAGGUCGACAUCGCUGGACCCAGUUUUACAAAAGCGUGAAACGUAACCGAGGAGGGACGAAAGUGGAGAAGGAAAGUUCGGCUGACGAUGCAGGGCUGAGCGACAGCGAGCUGAGCUUCAGAGGUACAGACUGAAGAACUUGAACCCACAUGUCUGUUAUUGACAGGAAAGGUUCCUGAGAGGGAACUGUCAGUGUUAGUGUUGUGCUAAUGGCAUUAAAGGGGCCUAUAAGCUGCUGAAAGACAUAGCUCUGAACACAGCAGCAGCAGCAGCAGCAGGGAUUGAAUGUGUCUUUGUGGCAUUUUUAGAUGUUUUCUUCUGUUGUUCUGGUGCACUGUUCCACUUAUUCAAAAUGGCAUCCUAAUUUUAUAUUCCCUCCACAUCCCCUCAUGACGCAUCCUUCUGCCUCCGUUUGUUGCCGUGAUGGAGCAUAUUGGAAACGAGAGAGGGUCCUUAGUGGGAUGCAAAUGACAUUUUAGACAUCCCCAUGUUAUUUAAUGUUCACAGAGCCCGUUUUGGAAAGUCAUAAAAGUCUUCCAGGCACUUUUAAAAAGAAGGCCAUUUUUAUGAGAAAUGAAAACAUGGUGACAGAAACUCUAUAAAGCAUGUGAGGCUUUUAGCCAAUUAGAGUGGAAGUGCUGUGAGGCUCUGUUGUUAUUGAAUCCACCCAGGGGAAAGAUGGAGAUGGAAACAAAUACUUUGCGCUGUCGUAAUUGCACACAUAUAGAUCACCUUUAGAGAUAAGCAUUUGUUGAUAAUUUCUCACUAACAAAUGCUUGUUAAAUACUUCUGCAGCUCUGUUGUCCACUUACCGUGCCUUCUUUGAAUCCACAUAAUGUUGCCACAAUAAAUCUCUCUCAUAAAAGCACUUAACUGUAUUGAAAUAUAACAACUAUAUAAUGCUGCUGCAGCUGACAGUACUGAUGAUGUUAAAGUUUUCACUCCCCUCUUGCUAAGUGACUGUCUCUCUUCCACAGAUGACCAGGUCCUGUCAGAUCUUGGACACACCAACGGGCUCUAUGGGAGCGUCAGUGAUGUGACCAAUAGCGGCGUGCUGAACGGCAGCUUCUCCGUUGACGCAGCGGGACAGCCGUACCAUGACAUCCGAGCAGGCAGCCCCUACGGUCUUCCUCAGUCGCCCUCCUCCAUUGCCUCCCUGCCUGGCCACACCCCCCUCCUCAACAAUCUGGGCUUCAGCAUGGACAGUCUGGUGGUACAGGGUGGGCCGGGCGGCGUGGGACAGGCGCUGAGGGCCAUGGCUGGGGGCCCGACGUCAGACCUCUCGACAGGCAGCAGUACAGGAUAUCCUGACUUCCCCACCAGCCCCGCGUCAUGGCUGGACGAGAUGGACCAUUCUCAGUUUUGAGUGUAAAACCUGCUGGAAGAUCUCUGUGGGGAUAUGACGAAACAGACACUCAUGGCUUUUUACAUUUCUUUUAAUCACCCAGUGAGACUGGUGCUGUGAGAUUUUGGGUGAAGAGAAGACAGAGGAGAAGAGUGACUCUCAGUCCUUCAGCAGUCAGAACCGGGUCAGGUUGUGUAGUCCAGACAAAAGCAGCGACUAAAACCUCGACUCUGUUUAAAAUUCAAUCUCAACACUGUAUCAUACAAUCCUUUGUGAUCAACUGACUUUAAUUUAUCACCCAUUCAGAAAAAGAGACUGGAUUUCCAAUUAGUCUAUGGAUUUUUUUUUCUAACGGGGAAGACCCCAAAAUACAAACCCCCUGUCUAUCAGCUACAACAUUAGGGCUACAUCCGAGUCCCUGUGAGACCCAGGAGGCACCUGCAUGCUUCUGAUCAAUAAAGAAUGGGACUGCUGUCUGGUCAUAUCAAAGCCUUUACAUUGGCGAUGCACUUUACUCUCCUCUUCUUUUACAUGCGUGGACUGAAACACAGAGAGAGGAGCAGCGAGAAAGAGGAGAGACAUAUGCACAAGGCAAAAACACAGUGUUUCAUUGGGAGUGAAAUUUACAAGAACAGUGGCACAAGUGUGAAUUUUGAACCAUGCGGAUGUUUUUUAAUGUACUGCUGAAGCUUACAAGUCAUUGGAGAGUAGAUGGUCCGUCUGUCCGUCUGUGGAAACGAUGUCUCCUCCUGUUGAGGUGGAGCAAACACAGCAGGUCUCUCUUCUAUAUUUAUAGUUGCUUGACUUGUUCUUGUCUGUUUAGAAGCUGUUUGAGCAGAUAUCCGUCAGUAUUAAGUUUCCAGACUCACCAGGCAUCAAUGUGUUGGAGAAGGGUCCGGAGAGAUUAAACUUCAAUCCUUCUCGUAAUCAUAUCACACGUCUAAAUUAUUAACUUAUUUUUGAAUGCACAGAUGUGAAACAAAGAGAUUUUUACACGUGAGAAAAGUAAAAGGCCACACACACACAUGCUCGGAUCAGCUGGCAUUCAAAUCACCGUGAAGUAUUAGCGGGAGUAAUGCUAAACUUUUGCUUCGUUUUAGCUCUUCUUUUCCUUGGUCUGAUCAAGGCUUGUCUCUGUAAUCUACUCAGUCCAGCAGAGCUCCAGCUUUGCCUGCGAUCAACCUACUUACUGACCCCCAGAUGUGUCGCCAGUCUGUUCUCUCCUCUGCCUGGCCUCCAUGUCAGAGGGAUUACCACAGAGCCCCCCAUUAUCAGUGCUGAUACUCUGUGCUGUAGCUUCACUGCAGACACGACUGUAGGGUCGAUGUUACAGUUCAGGCCACAACAGCUUCAUCCUAAAUCCCCACAUGAUAGCCGAUUCACCGAAAGAACCCCUGUUGAUGAACCGAACUUGUCCUACAGCUGAGAGAGAGCAGCUGCUAGUUUGGUUUCACCCGGGCCGGCAUGUCAAAUUAUUUUGAUUUGAGAGGAGGAGGUUUGCAAAAAACUCACCUUUACUUGUCUUUCUGUUUAUCAAAUGUAGAAAAAAGAUCAAAUCUUAUUUAUGUGGUCAUCAAUUUGUUAAAGAUUGCCAAAUUCAUCAUUCAAGAAUGUCCUUUUUAUGAGUCCAAAAAGACAGGCAGGUAGAUUCAAGAUUCAAGCUUUUCUAUCAUCAGUUUCUGUGAGUACAUAGAUAGGUAACACUCUUCAUUACAGCCUACAAAUUACACUGUGACUUAAUUUAAUAUAAAUGGCACAAAUAAUAAUCAUAAUAAAAAAUGUUAACCUCGCUCAGAUGAGAAGUAAAUUUAAUGGAAGUGGAUAUAGUUUGGAAACAAGAGUGUGUCUCAUGCUCUUAUUACUUAAAUUAUACAUUUCUUUAAAUCAGAUGAUAUUUUUAACUUCAUGGGUGACCGUAGUUAUACUAAAUUAAGCAUGGAGCUGCUAAAAUUAGGAUGCACUGUUUAGUAUUUCGAAGAAUUAGUAAGCGUUUGCUUGGUUUUAAAUUUAAUCAUUCGAGAAAAGGUUUUAAAGUACAUGUUAGGAUGUAGAUUACUGUUGCUGCUGCAAAAGAAAACAUCCAAAGUAUUCAAAAAGUACCAAACUUACAGUACAUUUCCAAAACCCAGCAGGGAGUUUUAUUUGUACGUCCUUUAUACUUGAUAAAAACAGUGCAAUUUGUGGGCUGUAUCUUAAAGUGUUACAUAUCAUUUACACACAAAUGCUCUGCCAGGAUGGUUUUGUUCAGUCUGUGUUGCCUCACAAAUUUGCAUCUUAAUUGUUGUAAAUUUUGUACAGUUUGAAAACGUGUUGAUCGUCUUGUUUCAUGAGCGCUAUUUAUUAUUGCCAUGUGUCUUUGAAAAAGAUGUAAAAGAGAGCACUGAAUUUAUUCAUUUAUGCCUUCUGUGUAAUGGUAUGAACUGUGUACAGUCAAAUCUAUAUGAGGAAAAUAAAGCUGAAUUGUCUUUGGGUUA